Molecule: messenger RNA, 7844 nt
Organism: Danio rerio (zebrafish)
Lineage: Eukaryota; Metazoa; Chordata; Actinopteri; Cypriniformes; Danionidae
Source: RefSeq, a predicted model, not a curated record
UCUCUGUGCAGAUUUAUCCUGCUGUCCCAAACACUCGGGCUGUCACAACAAACGCUGCACUUACAAAGGCAAAAAUUGCACAGAAAUGACCACAAGUCUCUUCUAAAACAUGCUCUUGUCUGUCUUUGGCGGACCUGUUGAAGAAGUGUUAGCAGGACUCCUCAAGCUGAAGAUGUUCGGAAGCGGCUCCAAAAAGUGGUUUAUCAAGAAGAAUAAACGGCAGAGGACUAAAGUGCAGAGAAAACCGGCGAGCGGGAGGAGGAAUAAACGGGUGUCCAGAGUCCUGAAGCGGCACAAGGAGGUGAUUGUGAAGCAGCUGGACGUCAGUAAGGUGCUGCCGACUCUGGUGUACGAGCGGGUGUUUACUCUGGGGGAAUAUAAGGAGAUUUUGGGACAGGACUCGAGCGGUAAACGUGCUGAGCUCUUCUUGGAUUUGCUCUCCCAGAAGGAGCCCGCGGCCUUCAGCGCUUUCUGUGGGGUGCUGGAGGAGGUGUGUCCGCACCUGCUCACCUGCUUCCUGCUGGACGGCACAGAUGGCUCAGCUGGAGAAAACAAGAAGCAAGGACAAACUAAACCAGCGCACAGCCAGCAGAACGCUCUGUCCAAGGGACAAGACACCGUUUGUUUUCCACCGAUGUACACAGACCCACUUUUUGACACUAGGGUCUUCCCCAAACACGACAAAGACAAAUACGGCCCUGCAGUUUAUUAUCCGAAGUUCAACGCCUACAUCCCCAACCCAGACAAAGUCUCUGUGCUGGAUGAAUCUGAGGGAUCGGGCCACGGCAAACCAUCCCUGCGCAGAAUCAAGGGCCGAAUCCACCGCAGCAAGAGCCUGGACAGCAUCGACCUGCUGGACUCCAACAGUGCAGCAAUGGAUGAGACGGUAAUAUGGGAACAGCACACUGUAACUCUACACAGGGCUCCAGGGUUUGGCUUCGGGAUCGCCAUCUCCGGCGGACGGGACAACCCUCACUUCCAGAGCGGGGAGACGUCCAUCGUCAUAUCAGAUGUGCUGAAGGGAGGCCCCGCCGAGGGCCUGCUGCAGGAGAAUGACAGAGUGGUGAUGGUCAACGCCGUCUCCAUGGACAAUGUGGAUCACGCUUACGCAGUGCAGCAGCUCCGCAAAAGUGGCAAGAAUGCAAAAAUAACCAUCAGGAGAAAGCGUAAGGUGCAGAUCCCGUCAGGCCGGCCGGGUGAACGCGAGACUAUGUCAGAGCAUGACGAGGACGACGACAGCUACGAGGAUGAGAUCUACGAGUCCCGGAGCGCGCGAAGCGGACCCAGCGCCUACAGUGGAGGUGGAGGCGGCGGCGGAGGUGGAGGAGCCUCGGGACGGAGGAGCGGCAGAGGCGACAGGCUGAGUGGGAGGAGGGAGCGGGACAGAGAGCGCAGCGGCUCCAGAGAGAGGAGUCUGUCCCCGCGCUCGGACCGCCACUCUGUGUCCUCCAACCUCCCCCCACGGCCAGCCAAAGUCACACUCGUCAAAUCCCGCAAGAAUGAAGCAUGUAUGGCGUCAGGAAGUUCUCAGAAGGUGACAUCAGCAGAAUACGGGCUUCGCCUGGCCAGCCACAUCUUCGUGAAGGACAUUUCCCCCGAGAGCCUGGCAGCCCGAGACGGAAACAUCCAAGAGGGAGACGUGGUGCUUAAGAUUAAUGGCACGGUAACAGAGAAUUUGUCCCUGAUCGAUGCUAAGAAGCUGAUCGAGAGGUCAAAGGGAAAGCUGAAGAUGGUGGUGCAGAGAGACGAGCGGGCGACGCUGCUGAACAUCCCCGAUCUGGACGACAGCAUACCUUCUGCUAAUGCCUCGGACAGAGAUGAUAUUUCAGACAUCCACUCCGUGGCCUCUGAUCAUUCCAACCGAUCCCACGACCGGAAGAGGAGCAGCCGCUCUCGUUCUCCAGACCGCCGCUCCGAACCCUCAGACCACUCCAGACACUCUCCACCACAGAUCAGCAACGGCAGGGCCACAGGGCCGACGGCUCAGAGAACGCGGCCAGUUCACAGGAGCCGUGAUGAAGACAGGAUCUCCAAGGCCGGGCCGCUUCCUCUACCUGCUAAGAUGGUGGAGGAGAUGCCGAAAGAGCAGAGCGCAGCCAGAGAAACAGAGAAACAGCUCCCCCCUCUGCCAGAGCCCAAACCUGUGUACGCUCAGCCGGGCCAGCCGGACGUGGACCUGCCUGUUAGUCCGGCAGAUGCUCCUGUGCCCAGCGUCACACAUGAUGACAGCAUCUUACGGCCGAGCAUGAAGCUGGUGAAGUUCAAGAAGGGCGAGAGCGUGGGCUUGAGGCUCGCUGGGGGGAACGACGUUGGGAUAUUUGUGGCGGGAGUUCUGGAGGACAGUCCUGCUGCUAAAGAGGGCCUGGAAGAGGGAGACCAGAUUCUCAGGGUAAAUAAUGUGGAUUUUGCAAAUAUCAUCCGAGAGGAGGCAGUGCUGUUCCUGCUGGAUCUGCCCAAAGGAGAGGAGGUCACCAUCCUGGCCCAGAAGAAGAAAGACGUGUACCGCCGCAUUGUAGAGUCUGACGUGGGAGACUCGUUCUACAUCAGGACUCAUUUUGAAUAUGAGAAGGAGUCGCCCUAUGGCCUGAGCUUCAAUAAGGGGGAGGUCUUCAGAGUCGUCGACACCCUUUACAAUGGCAAACUGGGCUCCUGGCUCGCCAUCCGCAUCGGCAAAAACCACCAGGAGGUGGAGCGGGGCAUCAUCCCCAACAAGAACAGGGCUGAGCAGUUAUCAAGUGUCCAGUACACUCUCCCAAAGACUCCAGGAGGGGAUCGCGCCGACUUCUGGAGAUUCAGAGGCCUCCGCAGCUCCAAACGAAACCUGAGGAAGAGCAGAGAAGACCUGUCUGCUCAGCCGGUCCAAACCAAAUUCCCUGCUUAUGAAAGAGUGGUGCUUAGAGAAGCUGGUUUCUUGAGGCCAGUGGUCAUUUUCGGACCGAUCGCGGAUGUGGCUAGAGAGAAGCUGUCCAGAGAGGAGACUGACCUCUUCGAACUUGCAAAGAGUGAACCCAGAGAUGCGGGCACAGACCAGCGCAGCUCCGGAAUCAUCCGUCUCCAUACCAUUAAACAGAUCAUUGACCGAGACAAGCACGCGGUGCUGGACAUCACCCCUAAUGCGGUGGACCGUCUGAACUACGCUCAGUGGUACCCCAUCGUGGUGUUUCUGAAUCCAGACAGCAAACAGGGCGUCAAGAACAUGAGGACCAGGCUCUGUCCCGAGUCCAGGAAGAGCGCCCGAAAGCUCUACGAGCGUGCUCUCAAACUGAGGAAGAACAACCAUCACCUUUUCACCACCACUAUUAACUUGAACAACAUGAAUGACGGGUGGUACGGUGCUUUGAAAGAGAGCAUCCAGCAGCAGCAGAACCAGUUGGUCUGGGUCUCAGAGGGCAAGGCCGACGGCGCUCCUGACGAUGACCUUGACAUCCAUGACGACCGCCUCUCCUACCUCUCGGCUCCGGGCAGCGAGUACAGCAUGUACAGCACCGACAGCCGCCACACGUCCGACUAUGAGGACACCGACACGGAGGGUGGUGCCUACACCGACCAGGAGCUGGACGAGACCAUGAACGAUGAGGUGGGCCUGCCUAGCGAGCCUGCCAUCACACGCUCAUCUGAGCCUGUGCGAGAGGACCCGCCAGUCAUUCAGGACGCAGCUGGAUACCCCAGCUACCAGCAUGCGGUACCGCAACCUGAAGCGGUGAGCCGCAUUGACCCGGCCGGGUUUAAGAUGGCAGCGCCGCAGCAGCAAGCUGAGGCUGCUCUGGCCUCGCCGCCCCCUCCCUCUGCAGCGGUCCAGCCCACCGCAACACUAGCGGGUACGAACCCCGAGGAGCCGCCUGGCACCCCUCAGGCCGACUCCCUUAACAGCCCCGUCCCUGUUCCCGACCCCCAGCCCGAACCUGAGCUCGCUCAGCCCCCAACACACGACCCCCACCAGUCGCUUCCUCCUGGCCCAGAUCCAAAGAUGUAUAAAAAGGAUCUGUACAGCAUGGACGAGCCGGUGCGAGUGACCCACGGCGUGAAGCCUCCCCCUCCCCAGCAGCAGCAGCAGCCUUUAGGCCCCCCAACCUCGCUCUCCUACAGCCACCAGCCUGUCUACCAGGACCAACAGCCAUACCGCCAGUACGACCACCCGCCUUAUGGCUAUGACGGUGGCGGCUACGCACAACCAAAGCCUCACAACUACGACCCGCACCUGCACUACGACAACCGUGUGCCUCACUAUAACGAGCAGUGGCCCACGUACGACCAGCAGCAGCAGCAGCAGACUUCCCCCCAGCCGCCACCUGCGUCCGGCUUCCCUCAGGGCCACCAGCCUCCGCCUCCACCACCGAUGGGAUAUGAGCCACGCUCCCCAUACGAGGACGGACCUAACAGGGAUUUCAGCCCUCCUCAGUCCCAGUAUGACGGUGUGUCCCCAAUGGGCUACGAUCACCGGCCGCGGCACCCCAAACCUGCACCGGUCCGAUAUGAAGAGCCUCCACCUCCACCUCCUCCGGUGUCCUACGAUGCACGGUCACCUUUCGAACCCGAGCCGCAUGCUUUCCCAGGCAACACACAUCGCUCGCCAGACCCACCGAAACAGUAUUAUGGAGACGCCGCUAUGAGGCCCUUGUACAACCCUGGACCUCCGAACAGAGUGUACAAACAUGAGCCGGUGAACUCUGAGCCUCCUGUACCGCCUCCCAAACCUGAAUCUGUCCUGUCUCCAGGAGAACCGCCCCAUUCUGCAGCUUCCAAACCAUUGCCGCCUCCUCCCAGAGAUGAUGACGAUGAUGAUGACGAUGAUGAUGACCCUGCCAUGAAGCCCCAGUCUGUGCUCAACAGGGUCAAAAUGUUCGAAAACAAACGCUCUGUGUCGGUAGACCGAGCCAAGGACGCACCUGACGUCACUGGAAUUAGGCCCACAGAUCUCCCCAAACCUGCGAGCACCCCUGGACCUGUGCUCAAAGCCAACUCUCUCAGCAACCUGGAGCAGGACAAACCCUCCUACAGAGCUCCAGAGCCGCAGAAACCUCAGACGCGUGUUGGGGACGAUGUGGUUCGCUCCAACCACUACGACCCUGAUGAUGAUGAAGAGUACUACAGAAAACAGCUCUCAUUUUUCGACCGCCGCAGUUUCGACAGUAAGGUCAUGAAUCCACCCAGCGCUGGAGUAAACCGCUUCCAUGAGCCGCCCAAACCACCCCAGACACAGAUCGCUUAUCCUUUCGCUAGGACGGAGUCUGUGGAGAAGGUGAGUCCUGUGGACAAGAGAUACGAGCCUCUGCCGCCAGUCAACCCUUCACCUGCUCCAUACAGCCAGAACACACCUGUCGCUCCGCCCACAUCCCUGCCCAAACUCACCAACAUCGAGGUGAACUCUCUGCCAGAUCCUCACAGCUCUCCCAAAGCCAAACCGGACCUGUCUGCUCUGAGAGCUCCGACCCGGGACGAGCCCAUCCAGAGCAGCUACUUGCCCCCCAAGUCCACCAUCAAUGGCAUGGAUGCUCCUCCCAAAACACUCGGCGUGCCGACCAGCUACAACCGCUACGUCCCCAAGCCUUACACCAGCUCGGCGCGACCCUUCGAGCGCAAGUUCGAGAGUCCGAAAUUCAACCACAACCUGCUUCCCAACGACACGCAGUCCAAACCCAGUGUCAACAACAACCUGAAGCCUCAGAUCUCCCCACAACCCCAGGACACGGACAGCGGCGUCGACACCUUCACUCGCACCAUGGACAACAGGCCAAAAUAUCAGCACAACAACAUCAACGCCAUUCCCAAAGCCGUCCCAGUCAGCCCCAGUGCACUGGAUGAUGAUGAAGAAGAUGAGGGACACACAGUUGUGGCCACGGCGCGGGGCAUCUUUAACUGUAAUGGCGGGGUGUUGAGCUCUAUAGAGACGGGCGUCAGCAUCAUUAUCCCACAGGGAGCCAUUCCUGAUAGUGUGGAGCAGGAGAUCUACUUCAAAGUGUGCCGGGACAACAGCAUCCUGCCUCCUCUGGAUAAGGAGAAAGGUGAAACUCUGCUGAGUCCGCUGGUGAUGUGUGGUCCUCACGGCCUGAAGUUCCUGAAGCCUGUGGAGCUGCGCUUGCCACACUGUGCGUCUAUGACCCCUGAUGGUUGGUCUUUUGCUCUAAAAUCCUCCGACUCCUCGUCGGGUGACCCCAAAUGCUGGCAAAACAAGUGUCUACCAGGAGACCCCAAUUACCUGGUGGGCGCAAACUGUGUGUCUGUGCUGAUCGACCACUUCUGAAGAGAGAAACAGCUGGUCUGUUCCUGAAGGCUCGCAUUAUCAAGUAUUAUUUCUGUCCUCUUUCUCAGAAAAACGUGGAGGAUGUGACUGGCUGCGGAGCGCUUUCCUAUUCCCUUUUCUCUCUCUCCCUCUUUUUUUUUUUUUUUUUGGGUUCAGUUUUGCCUUUUUCUUUACCUUUUGGUGCUUGAAGACUUGCAAAAAAUUACUGAAUAAAUAAAUGAGUAAAUAAAUGAAGGAAUGGAACUGCUAAUGGGAUGCAUGACCUGUGCCACAGACGCUGGGAAAAAUAAUUAGAAAAAGCUGGAACGCAAGCGCGGGGGGAAACGGACGGAUGAUGAAUUAGUUUUGCGUGAGACGUACUUGAUGUGCAGAGAAGUUGCUGUAUGUGUGAGUUUGGUCAUGUGGAAUCGCCGUGAUGAAAAGCAUGUCGCUCUCUGGAUAUUGAAGAUGUUUUUAUUUUUACUUGAGUUGUUUUGUGGAAGAUCUGUGACUGUUGCACUCGUCUGCUCAUGGACUUCCCCUCCGGCUAUGAAGAAAAUGAAAAACUCCAGAAAAGAAAAGAAAAAAUGGGCUCUUUCUCUCAACCUUUUGAAGCGAUCUUUUCUAGCGAUGUUUUACCGUAGAUAAACACUGACUGUGGUUUUCCGAAACUCCUGCUGUCUAGAGAUCUAUGCAUGUGCUAUGACUCAGGUCCAAACGCCUGCUACUAAGUUGAGUACACGAACCUACCCAUCAUACACUGCAAGCAGUGAUGCCUUAUCUGCAUUUUCUUUUUGUUACUUUCGACCCGAAGCAAACGUCACACUUGGGUUACGGAGGGAAGUUAUGAAGGACGGUAUUUAGCACACAACUAACGAACAGGUCUGCUUUUUCACCCGCUAUGCAUAUGAAGUCAAAGAAUAUACCAGAAGACUAGGAUAUGUUUCAAUUACCGCUGUAAAUAUUGUGCUAGCAUAUGGCCUUGGUUCGCUGUAAAUGACUUUUCUACAUCUUUGUUAUUUUGUAUAAAAAAAAUUAAAAAAACGUAACGGGGAAGAAAAAAACGUUUCUUAACAAAAAAAAAAAGAGGAAGACUCUAACAUUGGUUAUGUUUGUAUUCCGGUUAUACUUCUGAGCCUUGGAAUUUAGCAGUACGGAGAAGAUUUAAACCAAUAAAAACAAAACAAAAACUAAAAAACGUAAAUAAUAAAUGCAACGAAAAAGACGUUAUCUUUUAUACCAACGACGCGCGUAUAUAUAUAAAUAUAUAUAAACGAACACACUACUUAAUGGCAUUUUUAAACCGUUCCAGAACAUUUUUAUGAUUUACAAACUAGAGACGUGCUCGCUUUCAAUAAUUUAUGGACUCGCUUUGGAGGGCGAACCCUGAUUUAUUUGUGAUACUGGAUGCUGUAUUGUGUGCCCUGAAAUGUAUUUUUGUACUAAUAGACAGUUUAUUAAGGCACAUCAGUACCACUUUGUUUUGAUAUGACGACGUACGCGGCUUCAUCCCGGGUUUCGUUUAGUUUCUUUUUGUGUGGCGACAUUAUGAUUUUGUUUUCUUUGCAGCACAUUUCUAACGUAUACAACUGUAUUAAUAAAUAAAUUCAUUUUUCAAUAAGAA